This is a messenger RNA of Panthera uncia (snow leopard), 1666 nucleotides long. RefSeq names its product butyrophilin like 2 (gene BTNL2). Gene Ontology annotation, cellular component: external side of plasma membrane. The record is from RefSeq and is a predicted model, not a curated record. Gene Ontology annotation, molecular function: signaling receptor binding. The transcript has 7 exons. Bases 26 to 1543 code for a protein of 505 amino acids. NCBI's taxonomy places the organism in Eukaryota, Metazoa, Chordata, Mammalia, Carnivora, Felidae. Gene Ontology annotation, biological process: T cell receptor signaling pathway; regulation of cytokine production.
GGAACCCACAGAGUGAGUUUGCUCCAUGACAGUGUACUCAUAUUUUUCUCCUGUGUUUGCUCCAGGGAGAAUGGUGGAUUUUCCAGGAUACAGUCUAUCUGGUGUGGUUGCCUCUUUCUUCUUCGUACUGUUCACCAUGAGGCAGCCAGAUAGCUGGAGAGUGAUUGGUCCUGCACAUCCUAUACUGGCUAGGAUUGGGGAAGAUGCUCUACUCACCUGUCAAAUCCUUCCCAAGAGGGCCGUGAUGCCCACAAAGAUGACAUGGUACCGCUCAGAUCCCAACGCAGUUGUGUUUGCACAGUGGGAUGGAGCUGAUGUGACCGAGAUGCAAAUGGAGGAGUACAGAGAAAGGGUAGAGUGGAUAAAGGAUGAUGUUCCUGAGGGAAGUGUGACUCUGAAGAUAAACAACAUUCGACCAUCUGAUAAUGGGCAAUACUGGUGCUGCUUCCAAGAGAAGAACUAUUAUGAAGAAACAAGCUUGUUGCUUGAAGUAGCAGGUGUGGGAUCUUCCCCUUACAUCCACAUGGAGGGACCUAUAGAAAGUGGAGUCCAGCUUGUGUGCACUGCAAAAGGCUGGUUCCCAGAGCCCCAGGUCUAUUGGGAAGAUGCCACAGGAAAGAAGUUGCUGUCUGUCUCUGAGCAUUCCAUCCAAGAUGAGAACGGCCUGUUCUAUGUGGAAGCCACUCUUGUGGUGAGGAAUGCCUCUUUGGAGACCGUGUCCUGCUUCAUCCACAACCCUAUCCUCAAUGAGGAGAAGAGCUCAGUCAUCUCCAUUCCAGAGAAACUCCAGAAUGAGCUAGCUUCCUUAAAAGUGAUUGGACCUUCCCAGCCCAUCCUUGUCAGAGUGGGAGAAGACAUACAAUUAACCUGUUGUCUGUCCCCCAAGACUAAUGCACAAAGCAUGGAGGUGAGGUGGCUCCAAUCACACCAUUAUCCUGCUGUUUAUGUGUAUGUGGAUGGGGAACAUGUGACUGAAGAGCAGAUGACAGAAUAUAGAGGGAGAACAACCUUGGUGAGUGAUGCCAUCAAUGAGGGGAGACUGACCCUGCAGAUACACAACGCCACAACGUCAGAUAAUGGGCAGUACCGGUGCCGUUUUGAAAAAGAUGGUGUCUACCAGGAGGCCAGUUUGGAUCUGAAGAUAGUAGGUCUAGGUUCUUCCCCUCUGAUUACCAUAAUAGGACAGAAGGAUGGAGAAAUAGAGUUGAUGUGCAGUUCAGAAGGGUGGUUCCCACAGCCCCAUGUGCAGUGGAAGGACAUGGAAGCAAAGAUAAUACCAUCAUUUUCAGAGGUUCUGACUCAAGGAAGUCAUGGGCUUUUCCAUGUGAAGACAUCUCUAUUGGUCACAAACAGCUUUAUUGUGAAUGUAACCUGCUCCAUUAGCAACCCCCUUCUUGGUGAGGAGAAAAUGGCAACUUUUUCUCUCUCAGAGUCCAUGAUGACUUUUUCAUGGAAGACAGUGUUUAUUUGUGGAUUGCUUCUUGCUGCAGCUGUAGGCCUGGUCAUGAGGAAGAGCUAUAAAAAAGGUAAGUCAGGUAAAUAGAAAUGGUAUGGAGCAUACUUUGUAAUGGGAACCUUGCUGUGCACUUUCCCUAGCCUCUCUUUUCAGCAACCGCAUAGGGGAGGCUUUCAGUGAACAUUCAGUAAUUAAUGAAACAUAAGGUCC